Messenger RNA from Penicillium vulpinum, 2709 nucleotides. It is a transcript of the gene agdC, whose product is annotated as putative alpha-glucosidase. The transcript is spliced from 7 exons. NCBI's taxonomy places the organism in Eukaryota, Fungi, Ascomycota, Eurotiomycetes, Eurotiales, Aspergillaceae. Bases 1 to 2709 code for a protein of 902 amino acids. Gene Ontology annotation, molecular function: carbohydrate binding; hydrolase activity, hydrolyzing O-glycosyl compounds. Gene Ontology annotation, biological process: carbohydrate metabolic process. The record is from RefSeq and is a predicted model, not a curated record.
AUGAAAGGCACGUUGUUUCUCCUGGCUCCCCUCGUGGGUGCCGCUGUCCUGGGAUCGACAUCCCAACUUGACAGUUGUCCCGGCUAUAAAGCUUCUAAUGUGAAGCAGCUGGGUCAGAAAUUGACUGCCGACCUCAAGCUUGCCGGAGAAGCCUGUAAUACCUAUGGCACGGAUCUACGGAACUUGAAGCUUCUUGUAGAGGCAGAAACUGAAACCCGCCUUCAUGUCAUGAUCUAUGAUGCCGACGAGGAAGUCUACCAAGUACCAACCUCUGUUCUCGCCAGACCCGAAAGCGCAAAAGGUCAUCAUCAAAAGGAGUCUGCCCUUCGCUUCGACUUCGAGGAGAAACCUUUCUCAUUCCGAGUCCUGCGCGGGGACGAAGUGCUCUUCGAUACUUCUGAUACCAACAUCGUCUUCCAGUCUCAGUACUUGAACUUGCGCACGUGGCUCCCCAAUGAUCCAAACCUGUAUGGUCUGGGCGAACACAGUGAUUCGCUGCGUCUGCCUACCACUAACUAUACUCGUACUAUCUGGAACCGUGAUGCAUAUAGCAUCCCCUCCAACUCAAACCUUUACGGCACUCAUCCUAUUUACGUUGAUCACCGUGGAGAGAAGGGUACUCAUGGUGUCUUCUUUUUGAACUCGAACGGCAUGGAUAUCAAGAUUGAUAAGACCGCCGAUGGCAAACAGUACCUCGAGUAUAAUACGCUUGGCGGAGUCCUAGACUUCUACUUCAUGGCCGGUCCGACCCCCAAGGAAGUGAGCGAGCAGUACUCCGAGGUCGUUGGUCUUCCUGUCAUGCAAAGCUACUGGGCUUUCGGAUAUCACAACUGCCGAUAUGGCUACCAGGAUGUCUUUGAUGUUGCCGAAGUAGUUUACAACUACAGCCGUGCUGGCAUCCCACUCGAGACUAUGUGGACCGACAUUGACUAUAUGGAAGGGAGAAAAGUAUUUACUCUAGACGAUGAGCGGUAUCCUGUCGACAAGAUGCGAGAGUUGGUUUCGUAUCUUCAUAAGCAUGACCAGCACUACAUUGUCAUGGUCGAUCCGGCCGUCAGUAACUCUGAUAACGGUGCUUUCAAUCGAGGUCAUGACCAAGGUGUCUUCCUGUACCGUGACGAUAAACAGAGUGAACUCUACCAAGGUGCCGUCUGGCCCGGUCUGACCGUCUACCCAGACUGGUUCAACCACGACACGCAGAAAUACUGGAACUCGGAAUUCAAACGAUUCUUCAGCCCAAAAGACGGCGUCGACAUCGAUGGUCUAUGGAUCGACAUGAACGAAGCUUCCAACUUCUGCCCAUACCCCUGCGAGGACCCAGCAAAGUACGCCGAGGAGAACGACCUACCCCCAGCACCUCCGCCAGUCCGAUCUCCUCCACGCCAUAUCCCUGGUUUCCCAGCUGACUUCCAGCCUGGUUCUUCUUCAUCUGGGGCUUCUUCGUCGCACCGUGUGAAGAGAGGCGACGCUGUCAUUGAGUCACGUAGUGUCGACGAGAAACGGAGCCGCGGCAGAAAGGGAAAGAAGGUCGGCUUGCCUGGCCGAGACCUUAUCAACCCACCUUAUCAGAUUGCGAACGAGGCUGGCUCCAUUAGCAAUAAGACCAUCGACACCGAUAUCAUUCAUGCCGGCGAGGGUUACGCCGAGUAUGACACGCACAAUCUCUAUGGAACCAUGAUGAGCUCGGCUUCCCGCGAGGCAAUGCUGAAGCGUCGACCCCACGUGCGACCCUUGAUCAUCACGCGUAGUACCUUCGCUGGAGCAGGUUCCCAGGUCGGCCACUGGCUCGGCGACAAUUUCAGUCAAUGGGAUAAAUACCGCGUGUCAAUUUCGCAGAUGCUAGCCUUCGCCUCAAUUUUCCAGAUCCCAAUGGUCGGCAGCGACGUCUGCGGGUUCGGCGGAAACACGACGGAAGAACUUUGCGCACGCUGGGCCAUGCUCGGUGGCUUCUAUCCGUUCUAUCGGAAUCACAACGAGUUCGCUACCAUACCGCAGGAAUUCUACCGCUGGCCUGUUGUGACAGAGGCUGCGAAGAAGAUCAUCGAUAUCCGAUACCGUCUCCUCGAUUACCUCUACACUUCUUUCCAUCGCCAGACCUUGACGGGAACUCCAUUCCUCCAGCCGCUUUUCUAUGUCUACCCCGAGGAUAGCGAGACUUUUGGUAAUGAGCUGCAGUUCUUCUACGGUGAUUCCAUUCUCGUCUCGCCUGUCUCGGAAGAGGGCGCUACCUCUGUCGACGCCUAUUUCCCCGAUGAUCUCUUCUACGAUUGGUUUACUGGUGCUGCUGUGCAGGGCGAGGGAUCUGUGAAGACGAUUACUGAUCUCGCUGUUACGGAUAUCCCGAUUCAUAUCCGUGGUGGCAGUAUCAUCCCUCUCCGUACUGAAAGUGCCAUGACUACCAAGGAUCUGCGCAAGCGCGGUUAUGAGAUUCUCAUUGCGCCUGAUGCUGAUGGGUCUGCGGAGGGUGAGCUGUAUAUCGAUGAUGGCGAAUCGAUUCGGCCGGAUAGUGCAGCGGAGAUUCAGUUCAAGUACCGGAAUGGCAAGCUUAAGAUCCUGGGUCAGUUUGGAUAUCGUCCCAAUGUGAUUGUUGAGGCUGUUACGGUCCUUGGACAGAAGAAUGAAGCUCGUGGUGGGUAUGAUGCUCAGAAGCAGAGCGUUACUAAGAAGGUCCAGAUUGAGUUGAAGGGGCCUAGUGAGGUGACUUUGUGA